Molecule: messenger RNA, 2170 nt
Organism: Magallana angulata
Lineage: Eukaryota; Metazoa; Mollusca; Bivalvia; Ostreida; Ostreidae
Product: excitatory amino acid transporter 1-like
Exons: 10
Coding region: 303-1865 (520 amino acids)
Biological process (GO): L-glutamate transmembrane transport
Cellular component (GO): plasma membrane
Molecular function (GO): L-glutamate transmembrane transporter activity; glutamate:sodium symporter activity; neutral L-amino acid transmembrane transporter activity
Source: RefSeq, a predicted model, not a curated record
UCGGCACGUAGGAAGAAAUGCUUGUUUAUACGGAUUGAUAUUAUUUUUAAAGAAAAAAAAUAGAUACGAAGAGCAACGCAGUUUAGAAGAUGGCUGCACCUUAUUUGUGGGUAUCCUGUUACUUAUAAACAAGACGGGUCAACUAGGAAGUUAAUAUUCAGGGGCAUGCGUUCAUAGCCCCGCUUUCUCCCCUCUGUGUAGCACACUGGCUCUUACCUGUAAAACGUGCACAGGUGUAAACAUUUGGACCCACGCCACUGUCGGAUAUCUGCCGAGGGACAACUUUGAGUGAUCACGUAUUGAUGAUGACGACGAAGCCUGACAACUCCCCCAGCAUGGGUAACAAGAUUGUAAAGGGCCUCAAGGCCAACCUCCUCAUCAUCCUCAUGAUCAUCGCUGUCAUCGUUGGCCUUGGCCUCGGGUUCGGGCUGCGAGGCGUCUGGACACCGUACGAAACUAGAAAAAUCUUCUACCUCCGCUUUCCCGGAGAUCUGCUGAUGAACAUGCUCAAGAUGUUGAUUCUGCCUCUAAUUGUGUCCAGCCUCAUCACCGCCAUGGGAAGUCUCGACACAAACGCUUCCGGUCGAAUGGGCCUGCGCACUGUGGUGUAUUACAUGACGACCACGUUCUCGGCUGUGAUACUGGGAAUUGUAUUGGUGGUGACCAUACAGCCGGGGCACAAAGGCUCCAAAAACAUCACCAAGGCGGGGAGCCCCAAGGAGGCGGAGCCGCUGGACGCUCUGUUCGACCUGAUUAGAAAUUGUUUCCCUGACAAUCUGAUAGAGAGCGCUUUCAAUAAGCAAGUGACGUCAGUCGGCAAAAAGAAUGUUACACUCAAGAGUCCCACCCCAUCCAAUAUCACUGAGGCUGUCUCUACUUUGGCCAUGAACCUUACUAGCAAUAGCACGGGAGAUAACUCCACCGAUACAGGCGUCACAAUGUUUGAGGUGGACACGAUGAGCGUCACCAAGGCGUCAGGUAUGAACAUCCUGGGUAUCGUGGUCUUCUCGCUGUUCCUAGGGGGCGUCCUGUCCAAGAUGGGGAAGGAUGGCGCCCCCCUCGUCAAGUUCUUUGAGUGCCUUCAUGUCGCCACCAUGAAGCUCGUCACUCUCGUCAUUUGGUACUCGCUGGUUGGGAUCGUGUUCCUGAUCUCCGCUAAACUGGUGGAGAUGGAGGAUUUGGACGCCAUGUUUGAACAGCUGGCCUACUACAUGGUAACGGUGCUGGCCGGCCUCUUCAUCCACGCCUUCAUCGUCCUCCCGCUAAUCUACGUCAUCUUCACCAGGAAGAACCCCUUCAGAUUCAUGGUGGGCAUGAUCAAGGCCAUACUGACAGCCUGGGGAACGGCGUCCAGCUCUGCUACUCUCCCGCUGACCAUGCGCUGUCUGGAGGAGAACAAUGGCGUGGACCCCCGUGUGACUAUGUUUGUGACCCCCAUUGGAGCCACCAUUAACAUGGACGGCACAGCGCUGUAUGAGGCCGUCGCCUCCAUCUUUAUUGCUCAAUAUAUCGGUCAGACACUCAACGUCGGAGAAGUUAUCAUUGUGAGUCUCACAGCAACAGCUGCCGCCAUUGGCGCCGCCGGCGUCCCACAAGCCGGACUGGUUACCAUGACGAUUGUGCUGACGGCGGUCGGUCUGCCAAUCAAUGAAAUCACGCUGAUUCUGUCCAUUGACUGGUUCUUAGAUCGAUUUAGGACAGCAGUAAACGUCCUUGGUGACGCCUAUGGCGCGGGAAUAGUGGAACAUCUCUCGCGGAACGAUAUAGUCAAAGUUCCGGAAGUUGAGAUGGAAGUUUCUAAGGAGCAGAGAAACGGAUUCCACAACGCAGAGUCCGGCAAGGAGAAGAUGGAUACUAGAAUGUGAACGCUCAAUUUUUACAAACAUUUUAUAUCCUCAAACCGUAGAGACCUAGAGCUGAUCAGCGGUUGUCACGUGAUCACUACGCCAGUGCUUCAUGCACUCAGAGAGAGGCUCAGAAUUUAUGUCACCAAAGUGGUGAUUUUUUGCAAUGCAGCAUACUUUGUCAUUUUUAUGGUAUUUUUUUUUUGAUUUUUGUUAAUUUACCCUUUGUUAUUUUUUUCACUGUAUUCAUAUGUUGUGAUCUUUCUCUGUUUUAGAAAUAUGUCAUUUGUAUACGAAGAUAAAUAGAUAAACUUUAUAUAGUAAGA